Messenger RNA from Eriocheir sinensis (Chinese mitten crab), 887 nucleotides. Its product is annotated as ecdysteroid-regulated 16 kDa protein-like. Gene Ontology annotation, molecular function: sterol binding. Gene Ontology annotation, biological process: sterol transport. NCBI's taxonomy places the organism in Eukaryota, Metazoa, Arthropoda, Malacostraca, Decapoda, Varunidae. The transcript is spliced from 4 exons. The record is from RefSeq and is a predicted model, not a curated record. The coding region runs from base 127 to 609 and encodes 160 amino acids.
GACUGGCUGACAUUUUCUAUAUAUUAGCAGCGAUACGUGCGGAGGGAGGCUCAUUCUAGUGGUAGUGGUCGGUGUGUGAGGAGCGUCUGUAGCCGUGUGUCCAUUUCUCUUCGCCUUUUACUCGCCAUGUCGCCACCAGCCAGCCCCCAGCACCUCCUCCUCCUCCUUGCCCUCGCCUGCUUGACGCUCUUCCUCACGCCGGCCCUCGCCUCCACCGUCCCCUUCACCGCUUGCGACAAUGGUGAGCCAGCCCCGACCAGCGUGCGGAUGAACUGCAGCAGCCUCGUGAGCGACACCUGCGUGCUCAACAAGGAGAACACGUACUUGCUGCAGGUGGACUUCGUGCCAGAUUCUCCAGCGUCUGACGUCGAGAGCUACGUGGCGUGGAGGUCGUGGGUCGAGAUGCCGCUCCCUGGGCAGGACUCCAAGGCUUGCGAUGACCACCUCUCCUGCCCGCUCACCCCCGGCAAGGUGGCCACCUUCACCUAUCCGUUGCGCGUCGAGAGGUUCUGGAUGAGGAGGCGGUACCCGAUGGUGUGGCGGCUGAAGGACGACGACACAGACCGCGUCAUCCUCUGCUUCAACAUCCGGACCUUCGUCAAGUCGUGAGGCCCGCAGGAGACGCCAGCAGGAGUAUCGCAUUCACCCUUCUAUUCACCCCCUCGCCCUACCCAUUUUCGUGCAUCGCUGGUAUUGACGUAUGCUUAGAUUUCACACAUUCAUAAUAUACUCUUCGAAUCAUUGUUUUAAAUGUGCUGUGUAUUAUAUGAUCUAAUUUGUAUCAGAUUGUGCGUUGUGUGUGUAUUAUGAUCGUACUUCAGCAGCAGUGCGUGUAAUAUAUGUAUGCUUUAUUUAUUAAUUAAGUAAUUAUAUUUGAAAAAAAAGUA